Molecule: messenger RNA, 1023 nt
Organism: Sipha flava (yellow sugarcane aphid)
Lineage: Eukaryota; Metazoa; Arthropoda; Insecta; Hemiptera; Aphididae
Product: iron-sulfur cluster assembly 2 homolog, mitochondrial
Exons: 2
Coding region: 150-575 (141 amino acids)
Biological process (GO): iron-sulfur cluster assembly
Cellular component (GO): mitochondrion
Molecular function (GO): 2 iron, 2 sulfur cluster binding; iron ion binding; 4 iron, 4 sulfur cluster binding
Source: RefSeq, a predicted model, not a curated record
CUUAUGCUGAUAAAAACCGUAUUCAUAGAUGAUAAAUGAUAAUUCUGAAUUAAUUCUAAGUGCAUAAAUUGUGAUUUAUUUGUUGAUUUUCGAAGUUCACUCAAAUAAUUAUUAUUUAUUAUUAUAUACAACUUCAAUAAAAAGGUAAAAUGACUUUUCCUGUACUAACUGUCAAGUAUAUACAAAACUGCUUCAAACUAUUAAUAAGUCCUCAGAAUAUAAAAAAAUUUUCAUCAAAACUUGUUGAAGAUGACUUAAAGGUAACUGAAGAAUGUAUAAAACGUCUCCAAACCAUAUGUGAUCAAGAUGAAUUUCUUCGGUUGAGCGUUGAAAGUGGUGGCUGUUCUGGAUUUCAGUACAAGUUUGAAUUAGACACAAAUAUUUCUAAAGAUGAUUGUGUAUUUGAUAAGCAAGGUAUUAAAAUAGUGGUGGAUUCAACUUCUUUAGAAUGUGUCAAAGGAUCAACAGUGGACUAUGAACAACAGUUAAUUAGAUCUGCUUUCAAAUUAGUUGGGAAUCCUAAAGCACAAGAUGGUUGUUCAUGUGGUGCAUCUUUUUCUAUAAAAAUGGACUGAAUAUUUUAGAUUGGACUCUAUUUUUCUGUGGUGCAGUAUUUACUUUGAAUAAAUCUGAAAGACGACUGAAAGAUACAAAUUAAGCAAAAACAAUCAUGGUUUAAAGACAUAUUUGAAGAAACUAAUAAAAUAAAAAAUCAAAAAGAAAAAACCAUUAAGUGUCAAAAAGAGGAAGUUUUUAGUAAAUACCUAUACCUGGAAAAAUUAUUGUUAAUUUUAAUUGUAUAAUUGUAUUAUUGUAAAUAUUAUUUAUUUUAUAAAAAAUAAGGACUGGAACUCGCUAUUUUUAAACAAAAAUGUUUAUCAAUCAGUCGAUAUAUUUUAUAGUAAAAUCGAUAAUUCUAUAUUACGCUCAACUACUGAAAUUGUAAGAAAAUUCAAUAAUAAAAAAAACUUAAACCAAAACAAUGGAUUACAACCAGUGGCGUACAUUCUAUCUUGCUCUGGA